This is a messenger RNA of Cynoglossus semilaevis (tongue sole), 858 nucleotides long. RefSeq names its product retinoschisin 1a (gene rs1a). The transcript is spliced from 6 exons. The coding region runs from base 40 to 735 and encodes 231 amino acids. Gene Ontology annotation, molecular function: signaling receptor activity. The record is from RefSeq and is a predicted model, not a curated record. NCBI's taxonomy places the organism in Eukaryota, Metazoa, Chordata, Actinopteri, Pleuronectiformes, Cynoglossidae. Gene Ontology annotation, cellular component: plasma membrane.
AGGGCACAGUCUCUCAUCAGGAUUAGAACAGGUUGAAAGAUGGCUCUCAACGUGCAGCCUUUUCUGCUGACUCUGCUUCUCCUCAGUGUUAAUGUUUUCAUCAGCUGUUCUGCUGAGGAGGACGGUGUGACCGAGGCCUGGCCCAGGUCUUGCAAAUGUGAAUGUGAAGGAUUGGAAACUCCAACUGAGUUUUCUACUCUGGCUCCUGGUUCGUCCAUGGUACGAGGACUGGACUGCAUGCCAGAGGUGAUCUAUCACAAGCCUCUGGGCUUUGAGGCAGGAUCAGUAGGUCCUGACCAGAUCACCUGCUCUAACAUGGAGCAGUACACCGGCUGGUUUUCCUCUUGGCUUCCCAACAAGGCCAGACUAAACUCCCAAGGUUUUGGGUGUGCCUGGCUGUCUAAGUUCCAGGACAGUAAUCAGUGGCUGCAGAUCGACCUUCGUGAAGUGAUGGUGGUGUCAGGGAUUCUCACCCAGGGCCGCUGUGAUGGUGACGAGUGGAUCACCAAGUACAGUAUUCAGUACCGCACUGAUGAGAAGCUCAACUGGAUCUACUACAAAGACCAGACUGGAAACAACCGGGUGUUUUACGGGAACUCUGACCGCUCCUCGUCUGUCCAGAACCUUCUGCGUCCACCUAUAGUUGCGCGCUACAUCCGUAUCCUCCCUCUGGGAUGGCACACACGCAUUGCCCUGCGUCUGGAGCUCCUGCUCUGCAUGAACAGAUGCAGCUGAGAGUUCCACUGUGGUUGUUCCCAAGUCCUUGUCCUGAGAUCUCUGACCAUACCACGCUUCAUGGUUCGAGUGUGGAACCUUGUCUUCUGUCCACACGUCUGUCCCUUUGUUCAUCUACUUGUU